GUAUACUAAGAGUAGCAGUGUCGCAAAUUCAAAUCACACCGACUCUCAUUUAAAUUUUUUCUUUACCCAUACGUAAAUUACUAUAGGGGUUGAAUAAUCAUUUUUCAAAUUUUAGAAGUGACUCACUAUCACUUAAAUAUUUUUUUUUUUUACUCUUACGCAAACUACUUAUCAAAGGGUGGAAUGUUGAGGACUUUUUCCAGAAAUACUAUUAAAAAUAAAAAAAAUCCAAAAAUACCAUCCAUUUUCGAAAUUUUUAAAAAAUAAAACCAAGCGAUUUUCGAAAAAUGGUGGUAUUUUUUUUAAAAUGUCAAAAAUUGGUGAUAUUUUUAAAAUUUUGUCCUUUUUAGUGAUACUUCUGGUAAAAAAACCGAAUGUUGACAUUAUAAUAUAGGAGGCUCAAAAUUUCAGAGCUUUCGGCUGUCCCCGAUCUUAUCUGUAGGUCCCUCGUGCGGAACAUGUGCAUCAUUUAUUCUUUCUAGUUCCCAGAAUAAUUGAUGGAUAAACAGCAAGAAACUUUGGACUUGUGAACGAACCCAAACCAUGAGGCGAUCAUCAUUUCCUCUUCUUCUUCACCUCUUCUUACUAAGCUGCUGCUUCCCAUGGCUUCCCUUGUCCGCCUCACAAUCAGCAGUAGAAUACCUUCCAGGCUUUGAUGGACCCCUGCCUUUCUAUUUCGAAACUGGGUAUGUGGGCGUGGGAGAAUCGGAGGACGUGCAGCUGUUCUACUACUUUGUCAAGUCGCAGGGGAAACCUGAAACGGACCCUCUUCUGCUUUGGCUCACCGGCGGCCCCGGCUGCUCUGCCUUGUCUGGCCUCUUCCAUGAAAUCGGUCCAAUCCAUUUCAAGCUGGAGGAAUACAAUGGGAAACUGCCUUCGUUGAUCCUUAAUCCCGACGCAUGGACACAGGUGGCAAGUAUCAUUUUCGUGGAUCUUCCUGUUUUGACGGGAUUCUCCUAUGCAAGAACAGAGGCUGCCGCUCUAUCCAGUGACAACUUAGAAAUUGAUCAAGCUGUGGAAUUUCUUAGGAAGUGGCUAAAAGAGCAUGGAGAGUUCAAAUCGAAUCCAGUUUACAUCGGUGGGGACUCCUACGCUGGCAUUCCUGUCCCAGGCAUAGCUCUUCGAAUCUCCGAUGAGAAUGAACAAGGAAUCGAACCAGCGAUCAAUCUCGAGGGUUAUUUGGUUGGUAACGGCCGUGCUAAUGCGACCAUCGAAGAUAAUUCCAAGAUCAAAUUCGCUCAUGGAAUGGCUCUCAUUUCGGAUGAGCUUUACGAGUCGUUGAGAAGAAGUUGCGGUGGAGAAUACUACAACGUAGAUCCUGGCAACUCCGAGUGCCUCAAACAUGUUCGAGAAUUUGAAAAGUGUACAUCAGGACUCGAAUCAGCGCAAAUUUUGUUACCCAAGUGCACUUAUGCUUCACCAAAGCCACCAAGAAGAUCAAUGUCUCUUGAAGAGUUGUUGGAAUUGGAGGCAGAGUCACUUCCUAGACUUGGCUGUCCUACUUUUGCAUACCUGUUGUCCAAGUACUGGGCCAAUGAUGAAUCCGUCCAGAGUGCUCUCCACGUUAGAAAGGGAACAAUAGGGACGUGGGAGAGAUGCAGUUCAAGGUUGCAUUAUACGACUGAUGUCGCUAGCAGUACCGAGUUCCAUCUGCAACUCUCAAGAAAGGGUUAUCGCUCCCUAAUCUACAGUGGGGAUCAUGACAUGUUGGUACCCUACGUCGGAACCCUGGAGUGGAUCCGAAGUCUGAAUUUCAGGAUAGUCGAGGAAUGGAGACCGUGGUUGCUUAACAACCAGGUUGCUGGAUACACAAGGACUUACUCUGAUCCAAGAUACUACAAUCUCAUGACGUUUGCAACUGUCAAGGGUGCAGGACACACGGCUCCCGAAUACAAGCCCCCCGAAUGUUUUGCAAUGUUCAAAAGAUGGAUUACAGGCAAACCACUCUAAUUGAUCGAGUCUCGAUUCAUGGCUAAGAGCUACGCUAUUUCACUUUCCUUCUCAUGUCAAGUACCCAUUUCAACCAAUGAUUUGGUUAACUGGUUUUGGUUUGGUGUACAUGCUUAAUUGUAAUAAACAAUGAACCAACCUUGAUUAGCAAGGAUGACAAUGAGGAAUAAUGCCAUUAUCCGCGAUUAUGAAAGGAUAUGAAAGAAUGCAGAGUUCCAAAGGUGACAUUGAGUGGAUUAAUUCAUCUUUGAUAGUUAUAGUUUGUGUUGAUUUGGUCAAUCUUGGUUGCUCUAUUUUGAAUUCACCUACCAGAAUGCUAAAAGAAAAACAGCAGCAGUAUACAAAUAUAUGCUCAUGAAAAGA
Molecule: messenger RNA, 2313 nt
Organism: Linum trigynum
Lineage: Eukaryota; Viridiplantae; Streptophyta; Magnoliopsida; Malpighiales; Linaceae
Source: the annotation of a GenBank genome assembly